This is a messenger RNA of Raphanus sativus (radish), 3064 nucleotides long. Its product is annotated as serine/threonine-protein kinase EDR1. The record is from RefSeq and is a predicted model, not a curated record. Gene Ontology annotation, biological process: protein phosphorylation. Bases 277 to 2577 code for a protein of 766 amino acids. The transcript is spliced from 17 exons. NCBI's taxonomy places the organism in Eukaryota, Viridiplantae, Streptophyta, Magnoliopsida, Brassicales, Brassicaceae. Gene Ontology annotation, molecular function: ATP binding; protein kinase activity.
ACGUGACCUCCGCUCUCUCUUCUCUUCUCUUCUCGUCUUGGUCUUCAUCUCUCCGAUAUCUCUCGCUCUGUGUCCCCUCCUCAUUGUAGUCUUCUUCGGUAUAAUCAAUCGCUUCUCUUUCGAUCCUUUCGUUCAAAUCGUUGAAAAACAAGAGGUGAUGGGUCGAAUUCUACACCAAUCAGAGCAUUGUUGUCGAUAUAGAAAGCCUCUUAUGGGGUAAAAAGAGACUAGUGAUCGAUCACGUAACGUACCAAAAAAAAAACAUUUUGUUAGAGGAUGAAAGAGAAACGAGAUGAUGACGAAUCUUCAGAGCUUGCGGAAAGGGUUAAGUCACUCUCUGUUGAAUCUCAAGGCGAUGGUUUGAUGAUGAUUAGAGAGUCCCCUAGAAGCGUCGAGCAUGAUGUCGUCUCUCCAGGUCAGAGAGCAUCGCAGCUUCUUUGGGAUACAGGGAUGCUUUGUGAACCCAUUCCUAAUGGUUUCUACUCUGUUGUUCCGGACAAGAGAGUGAAGGAAGUAUAUAAUAGACUACCAACACCGAGUGAGCUUCAUGCUUUGGGAGAGGAAGGUGUCAGAAUCGAAGUCAUUCUUGUUGAUUUUCAAAAAGAUAAGAAGCUCGCUAUGCUUAAACAGUUGAUCACCACACUUGUCAGCGGCUCUAAUCCUGCUUCGGUGAUCAAGAAAAUAGCUGGAACGGUAUCUGAUUUUUACAAACGUCCUACACUUGAAAGCCCUUCAAAGCUUGCUCUGGAGGAAAACGCCUUCUUGUUUGAAAACCAUGGUGCUCAGUUGCUUGGCCAAAUCAAGCGUGGGUGUUGUCGUGCUAGGGCUAUUUUGUUCAAGGUUCUGGCUGAUACUGUAGGACUCGAGAGUCGUCUGGUGGUGGGUCUGCCUAAUGAUGGGACUGUGGAUUGCUUGGACUCCAGCAAACACAUGUCUGUUACAGUUGUGAUAAAUUCCGUGGAGCUACUAGUUGAUCUGAUUCGGUUUCCUGGUCAGUUGGUUCCUCGAUCAGCCAAGGCAAUUUUCAUGGCACACAUCUCACCUGCUGGAGAGAGUGAUUCUGCAGAAAACGACUCUUGUGACUCACCUCUGGAGCCAAAUAGUCCUUUAUACGAGAGAAGAGAUCCCGAGAGUACAGAAAAAGAUGAAAACCUUCAGUUUCAUCGGAGGUUAGAAGGAUAUCCAAAUGCUUCCGGUCCAUCAUUGCAUAAUUUGAUGCUCAGACCUGCUACAGCUAGUAACUCCUCGCAUAGUGAACCAAAUAUUGCCACUGUGUUCUGGAGACGUAGCCGCAGAAAAGUGAUUGCUGAACAGAGAACAGCUAGCUCCAGCCCGGAACACCCAUCUAUGCGAUCACGUGGACGAUCAAUGCUGAGUACUGGUAGGAAUUCAUUUAAGGACUACACUGGUGACGCAUCUCCUUCAAGUUCAUCCACCUCAGAAAUACGUAAAACUAGACGGCGAAGUUUCAGGAUCACACCAGAGAUUGGGGAUGACAUUGCAAACGCUGUACGAGAAAUGUAUGAGAAAUCAAAGCAAACCCGUCUCUUGCACGGCCGAGAUGAUGGAAACAGCUCAGGUAUCAAUAGCAAUGUGUCUGGUCUCCGUCUUGAUGAUGAGUUCAAUUCCAAGAAGACAAUGUCAUUACCCUCAUCUCCUCAUGCUUACAGGAGUCAAGGAUUUGGACGAAGAGGACCUUCAGAUUUUGCCGUGAAGGAUACGUGGAAUAAAGUAGUUGAGUCUUCCACAUUGCAGAAUCAGCCUUUGUUACCGUAUCAAGAAUGGGACAUUGACUUCUCUGAGCUGACUGUUGGAACUCGGGUGGGGAUUGGAUUUUUUGGUGAAGUUUUUCGUGGAGUGUGGAAUGGGACAGAUGUUGCAAUCAAAUUGUUUCUUGAGCAAGAUCUCACUGCCGAAAACAUGGAAGAUUUCUGCAAUGAGAUAUCGAUUCUCAGCCGUGUUCGCCACCCAAAUGUUGUGCUAUUUCUGGGUGCAUGUACAAAACCUCCACGCUUAUCCAUGAUCACGGAAUACAUGGAGCUGGGAUCUUUGUAUUAUUUGAUCCAUAUGAGUGGCCAGAAGAAGAAACUUAGCUGGCACAGGAGGCUCAGGAUGCUAAGAGACAUCUGCAGGGGUUUGAUGUGCAUACACCGGAUGAAGAUAGUUCACCGUGACCUAAAAAGUGCCAACUGUCUGGUGGACAAACAUUGGACAGUGAAGAUCUGUGAUUUUGGGCUGUCGAGAAUAAUGACUGACGAAAACAUGAAGGACACUUCUUCUGCUGGAACGCCAGAGUGGAUGGCUCCAGAACUCAUUCGCCAGGAACCUUUUACAGAGAAAUGUGAUAUCUUUAGUCUUGGGGUCAUAAUGUGGGAGCUUUCUACUUUACGUAAACCGUGGGAAGGUGUUCCUCCUGAGAAGGUUAUCUUUGCUGUUGCUCAUGAAAAGUCACGUCUUGAGAUUCCUGAUGGUCCACUCAGCAAGCUAAUUGCAGAUUGUUGGGCAGAGCCUCAAGAGCGCCCAAAUUGUGAAGAGAUACUUAGAGGCUUGCUUGACUGUGAGUACACAUUAUGUUAGCACCACUUCUCUGUGGGGAUAUGAGCCGAAGAUGUUUCAGCUCAAAAAGUUUUUUCGAUCUCUGCUCUUAAACUAAACCUGAAUGGCAUAGUUUUUGAGAUCAGGGGAGUUUGAAGGUUCUAAGAGUGAGAUUCUUAGUUCAGUUUUGAUAGAUGUGGAGCAGGCAAGAGGCACCAAAUGUAUACAAAAAAAACAAGCAUGUCUAUGGUGUUUGUUUGAUUUGGUCUCAUAGGGGAGUGUUUUUGGUAUGAUUAUUAAAGAGCAUUUUGGUCUUAUUUAGUAAGAAUAAACAGAGCUCUUUGAUCUGUCAUUUCUUCAUCCACUAUCUCUUGUGUCUUUCACACUUUUUUUGUUUACAUUUUUAUUUUUUUUUGUCAAGCACUCUAUGUAAAGAUAAAAUAAAGAGAGAAAAGUUGGAGAAGAAAUCAUUGAGACAAAGGUAUAUCAAAAAUUAAGUUAUCAUAGAAAUGAUUAUCUUAUGAACUUA